Molecule: messenger RNA, 2912 nt
Organism: Manis pentadactyla (Chinese pangolin)
Lineage: Eukaryota; Metazoa; Chordata; Mammalia; Pholidota; Manidae
Product: olfactory receptor-like protein OLF3
Exons: 1
Coding region: 1247-2203 (318 amino acids)
Biological process (GO): G protein-coupled receptor signaling pathway
Cellular component (GO): membrane
Molecular function (GO): G protein-coupled receptor activity; olfactory receptor activity
Source: RefSeq, a predicted model, not a curated record
UGGACUAAAACUUAGCUCUAAGUUAGGUAUAUUGUGUCAUGUAAAAAGUGUUUUUUGAGCAACAAAACAUGAUUUUUAAUUUUAUUUCUUCAUCAUUGAGAGAAGAACAUUUCAGGUGUGAUAGCUGCCUUAGCUACUAAUUGCUGAAUAUUAGGAGAAAGUACCCUGCGUCCUUCUCUGCAUUGGACCAUGAGGAAAGGUCUUCACACAUGUGCUUUCCUUCCUCUCUUGUAUCAAGUCAUCUUUGCUUGCUUUUACGCCCAUAUACAUACAAGGGGUGGAUAUUCAUAGCAGUAAGUUGAAAAGAGAAAAAGAGAAAGAACAAGAUACACUUGCAAUCCCCUUCUCCUUCUGAUCCACUAACGGCUGGGACACCAAAGGCUAACAAAAAGACCAGAAAGGUCAAAGGCUAUCAAAGGAGGAGAGUUCUCCAAGCCUCCCGUCUACUCCUAAGCCCUCAGCAAUACCGGACAUUGCCUCCAAUUUUACAUAGGCUUGACUUUGUGGAGGAGAUGCACAGAGCACAUCAAACUGGUUACCUGACCUCGCCUGAGGCAAAGGUGACACUACUAUUAACAGUCCUACUGCUAUUAGACUUCUCCAGGCAGCAGCAGUUCACAAGGCACGUUCCCCACAAAGUACCUACAUCUGAGCUUACAUGUACUGUGAGCUGUGCAGUAUUAUCUGUUUCGUAUAAAAAAGUUUGUCACUAAACCAAAAUCACACCACUGUAAAUAAAUAAUAAAUCAGGUGUGAAACCUAGGUUCUCUGAUUCCAGAUCUUUCCACAAGACCCUGCCUUUUCCCAAGAUUUCCUUUUGUAAUGAAUCUACCCAUUUUAUUACUGAGGGUCUAGUUCUUUUAUCUUUCCAACUGAGUUCUUCAUUGUUUAUCAUUUACCUACCACGGUCACCUGGCAUCCUCUUCUUUCCCUAGAUACUGAGAUAAUUUGGUAAAGACACACAGUUCCUAAAAUUUUACUACAUUAACCUCAGAGAUGUCACUGUGGUCUCCCUGACACCACAGCAAGCCCUUAGGAAGGGGCUGGCCCAUCUCUGAUGCAGAGUAGAUAUAAUGUCUAUCAGGAGAAAGCCUGUCGUCAUUGUCCAUAAAUGGUCUGAAACAUCUGGUUAAACCUGCCCAGUUGUAUCCAGUAUGUAUUCAUAAAGUUAUUUUAUGGGUAUUUGAUUCAACAGCUUCUGUUAUUUCUGACUUUCUCUGCAGAUUGAUAAUCUUCAUAUUUUUAAAUGGACACAGAUAACCAGACAUGGGUGAGAGAGUUUAUCCUCCUCGGCCUGUCCAGUGACUGGGACACUCAGGUCUGUCUUUUUGUCCUGUUCUUGGUCAUGUACCUGGCGACAGUGGUGGGGAACUUCCUCAUUGUCCUUCUGAUCAGACUGGACAGCCGACUCCACACUCCCAUGUAUUUCUUCAUCAGCAACCUCUCCCUUGUUGAUGUGUCUUAUGCCACAACCAUCAUCCCUCAGAUGCUGGUGCAUCUUCUUGCAGAACAUAAAGCUAUCCACUUUGUGAGCUGUGCAGCCCAGUUAUUCUUCUCCCUGGGCUUGGGUGGGAUUGAGUUUGUUCUAUUGGCAGUGAUGGCCUAUGACCGCUAUGUGGCUGUGUGUGACCCCCUGAGGUACUCGGUCAUCAUGCACGGAGGGCUCUGUGCCAGGUUGGCCACUAUGUCCUUGGUCAGUGGGUCUGUCAAUGCCCUUGUGCAGACUGCCAUCACCUUUCAGCUGCCCAUGUGCACGAACAAGUAUAUCGAUCACAUAUCCUGUGAGCUCCUAGCUGUGGUCAGGCUGGCCUGUGUGGACACCUCCUCCAAUGAGGUUGCAAUCAUGGUUUCUAGCUUCAUCCUGCUGAUGACACCCUUCUGCCUGGUUCUCUUGUCCUACAUCCAGAUCAUCUCCACCAUCCUAAAGAUCCAGUCCACAGAGGGGAGGAGGAAGGCCUUCCACACCUGUGCCUCCCACCUCACAGUGGUUGCCCUGUGCUAUGGCAUGGCCAUUUUCACCUACACCCAGCCCUGUUCCAGCCCUGCUGUCCUUCAGGAGAAGUUGAUCUCUCUCUUCUAUGCCAUUUUGACACCCAUGCUGAACCCCAUGAUUUAUAGUCUAAGGAACAAGGAGGUGAAGGGGGCCUGGAAGAAACUGUUAGGGCAAUUAUCUGGAUUAAUGUCAAAACUGGCAACCUGGUGAAUCCCGAGCAUCAUUUGGAGACAAGAGCUUUGCCUGUGUGUUCUCCCACUCAACUCUGAUGAGACAGGCGUCAGCUGCAUCGCCCCGGCAACCAGGAGCGGGAUGAGAAAACGUGUGCUGGUGACGCGGGGCAGGAGGCUGAGUGGCUGAGUCGGAGUGUGGGAAGUAGGGGCAUUUGUAUGUUUCAGGAGCUGUGCGGUGGGGUUGUACACUGCUGUAAUCCAACUGCCCACCCGACCUUCAUUCUAUCACCUGAAGGUAAUUGAAGAAAAUACCAUUUACUGCUUUCAUUCACCACACAGUUUGUAGUCAUGGACGUUUUCAUAAAUCUUACCUUGGAACACUGGUUUUUACUAAUCCACAUUUUGUACAAAGUUAUAUUUUCAUUGGGAACAAAAUUAAUUUCAUAUUUGAAGACUCACUUAAAAUAAUGUGUGGCACAUGCAGCCACACCCAGUAAUUGUGUGAGUUGCUACUCCAAGAAGGGUGUUGCCUCAAGGUCCAUUAAGAUGUUUUUGAGCCAGACUUACUGUAUGUAGAUUUAUAGAUUCUGUCUGAGAAAUGAAAAUAAUCAAGCAGAGAAACGUCAACUAAAGUUCUUUUUUUUUACCCUGAUAAGGUUAUAACCAAGGGUUGUUUGUACACAGUGACAUUUUGGCUAAAGAAAAUCUGAGAUUCAGUUAUGCUAAAUAGUGUAUGAAUAAUUUGG